This is a messenger RNA of Pundamilia nyererei, 1834 nucleotides long. RefSeq lists its product as uncharacterized. The record is from RefSeq and is a predicted model, not a curated record. The coding region runs from base 268 to 1125 and encodes 285 amino acids. NCBI's taxonomy places the organism in Eukaryota, Metazoa, Chordata, Actinopteri, Cichliformes, Cichlidae. The transcript has 6 exons. Gene Ontology annotation, cellular component: membrane.
ACCAAGGAUGUCGGAGAGGUCGCAGUGGGAUCGCUGACAUCAUCCUUCCUGUGAUUACCAAACUUCCCAGCUGUGGGCUUCAGGCCCAUGCAGCCAUGAAGGCUCGGACGCUUCCUCGUUUGCUUGGUGAUUUUCUAGAAACCCUGAAAUGUGCCAGCGUUUGCAGAAAACACGGACCAGCUUCCUCUUCGGCUGUGAGUCGGAGCUGCUAGAAAGAUCAGGAAACCAGAGCCGAGUCCUCAGCUGGGAACGUUGGACGCGUCCACCAUGGCUCGGGUCGCCCUCCUGUGUCUGCUCGUGUCCAUCGGGCGCUGCGUGGGUCAGAGGAUCCUGUCAGAAAGCUCCGUGCACGCAGGUGUCGGAAGCAACGUGACGCUGAAAACGCCAAAUCAGGACCUGCAGAGCUCGGCUCUGUUCUGGCACUUCAAUGACGGGAAGGAGAUCGUAACCGUUGCCUCGGUGAGCUCCUCCACGCUCAGACUGAACACGUCCUACGAAGGCAGAGCGUGGAUUAAUGCAGCCAACGGCCACCUGACCCUGGGCGCGCUGACGCCGCAGGACAGCGGGGAAUAUAUCAUCACCAUCGUAUACAAACACGGUCAGAGCGACGCCGCAAAGAUACGCCUCACGGUCUCAGGGAGCCGGCACGGGGGAAAUCCACGCGCUCGCUCUUCACUCGUCACAUGUGGAAGCUCAGUUCUCAGCACGUACGGCCAAACCGUGUCAGGGCCAGGUGUGGCGGUCCCAGCUGCAACAAUGACAUCUCCACCCACCGGCACCACCCCCACGCCAGCGCUCCCUGAGCAGAUCACAGAUUACUUUGUGUCUCUGGUUGUGUGUGUGGUUGUGAUCGUCGUGCUGUCGACUGGCUUCCUGCUGCUCCUCUACAGAUGGAUGGAGAACAGGAAAAACAGGAAAUCAGAUGGAAGACAGGUGGAGUUACCUGCAGUCCAGCAGAAGAGCGGAGCUCCAGGAUCCACAUGUGACUCCACCUAUGAGACCAUGACUCCAGCCCCCACAGACCAGGACCACAUCUACUCCACCCUCACCGACAUGCAGUACAUGUCACAUGUGCGAUUCAGUCAGACGGACACAAUUUCCUGCAAAUCAGUAACAUCCCAGUAAAAUCCUGAAAUGUUUCCAUCACAAACUCAUCCACAGAUACGUUUGUGAUGUUUAUAACUGUAUAACUGUAAACAUCAGUUAUAAUAUUUAUCAUUUUCAAGUUUUUUUUAUUUGUGUAUGUUUGUUAUCACUUCAGUUUAUAAGCCCCGCCUCUCUGAGCUGUGGGUGUAAAUGAAGGCUAACCCCUGAACUUUGUCCUCUGUUGCUGCCGUCCCUACAGACGCUGGAUUUCACAUCACGUAUGUUACAUGAUUGUCACUAAUCUAAUGACUUAAUAACUUUUGCUACAAUGUGAUUAAAGAGGCCACUUUGACCAGCUUCACAUUAAAAGGACGUAAAUAAGAUUACACUAAAUAAUGACUUUUGGUAUCAAACAUAAUUAACCUUUGUAUUGUAAAUUCUUUACAUAGCUGAAUGGUUCCUGUUUAACUGUGUUUAAUAGUAAAACGUUGCAAUGCUUCACACUUUAUCUGAUUCUUGCUCCUGUGAGUGUUGCUGGUCUGUUGCCAUCGUACUUACUGACCUGUGAUCAUCUAAUCAACUAAAUCCAGCUAUCAGUAUGAGCACUGAUGCUGGAUCUGUACUAGUGUGCUACGAUCAAUACUUUGUUUCCAAGUCCAGCAUGCAGCUCACUGAACUGUGUUAAGUCAGUCAUUUCUUUGGAAAUAAAAAAUGUACGCCACGCAGUCACUAUAAAAAUCUUUUUCAU